Molecule: messenger RNA, 1113 nt
Organism: Chenopodium quinoa (quinoa)
Lineage: Eukaryota; Viridiplantae; Streptophyta; Magnoliopsida; Caryophyllales; Amaranthaceae
Product: floral homeotic protein PMADS 2-like
Exons: 7
Coding region: 202-813 (203 amino acids)
Biological process (GO): positive regulation of transcription by RNA polymerase II
Cellular component (GO): nucleus
Molecular function (GO): RNA polymerase II cis-regulatory region sequence-specific DNA binding; protein dimerization activity; DNA-binding transcription factor activity, RNA polymerase II-specific
Source: RefSeq, a predicted model, not a curated record
CCAACCCCUUUUCAGCCAAACCCUACUACCCUCCCUUUGAAAGUUCCUUGUCCUUCAUUCCUUUCUUUUUCUUAUUACUUUUUUUUUUAUUAUUUUUUUUAAUUUUUUUUUAUUUUCUUACUUUCUUUCAUUAUUAUUCAAAAACUAGCUAGUUUACAAAUUAAAAACAACAAAAAAUAAAUAAAUACUUAGAGAGAGAAAAUGGGGAGAGGAAAAAUAGAAAUAAAGAGGAUAGAAAACUCAACAAAUAGGCAAGUAACAUUCUCAAAGAGAAGAAAUGGAAUUAUAAAAAAAGCUACUGAAAUUACUGUUCUUUGUGAUGCUAAGGUUUCUGUUGUAAUCUUUGCUAACAAUGGCAAAAUGCAUGCUUACCAUAGCCCUUCUACCACGUUGGAACAUAUACUGGAUAAAUACCAGGAAUUUUCCGGGGCGAAGCUGUGGGAUGCUAAGCAUGAGAAUCUCAAAAAUGAGAUAGAUAGAGUCAAGAAAGAAAAUGAUGACAUGCGGAUUGAACUCAGGCACUUGAAUGGAGAGGACAUUGGAUCUUUACAAUACCCAGAUUUGAUUCGCCUCGAAGAAGCUCUGGAUAUUGGCACUGCUAGAGUUAAUGACAGGAAGAUAGAAAUUUAUACAAUGCACAAAAAUAAUACAUCGAUGCUUGAGGAGGAAGAGAAACAGCUCACUUACAUGUUGAACAAGCAAGAAAAUGAAAUGAUGGAUGGUGGUGUUCGCCAUGCUCCACAAGAGAGGGACUUCCAUUAUCAGAUUCCUUAUGGUUAUCGAUUGCAACCAAACCUACAAGAAAGGAUAUAGAUGAUCUGAUGUUCGGAAAAAUGCUGCUAUCGAUGGCAGCUUAGCUUGCAUAGCUAGCUAGUUACUAUAUAUACUUCUCCGGCCAUACCAUAUAUACCCGGAACAAGAUCCUAGCUAGCUAGCUACAAGCGUGUGUGUGUUGUAAUAAUUGAAGGCUAUCAUCAUUGCCUUGAUACUAUGUAUUUGUGUGGGUGUAUCGUGUAUGUGUGUGCUUGUUAUAUAUAUCAAUAGCUUGUUUGUUCGUUCCAAAAAUCUAAGAACCUAAUAAGAUAAUUAAGCAAAUGAAUUGUGGUUAUGUAA